Molecule: messenger RNA, 1595 nt
Organism: Arachis ipaensis
Lineage: Eukaryota; Viridiplantae; Streptophyta; Magnoliopsida; Fabales; Fabaceae
Product: putative protein phosphatase 2C 49
Biological process (GO): protein dephosphorylation
Molecular function (GO): cation binding; protein serine/threonine phosphatase activity
Source: RefSeq, a predicted model, not a curated record
UUCAGAAGUUUUUUUUGAUAAAAAAUCAGAAAGUGCGAGAAAAUUCCCAAGAAAACCUCAACAACCGAAAAGAAAGAAAGAAAGAAAGAAAGAAAGGAAAGAAAAAACAGAGAAGCCGUUUGAAAUCGAAUCGAAUCAAAUAAAAUCAAAUCAAUCCUCUUGGAAGCGUUGAGUUUGAAUAGAAAUUGGUGUGAAGAACUUGGAAAGAUGGUGGCUGAAGCAGAGCUUGUGUGUCAACAGAGCGUGGCGUUGUUGGAUGUGAAGUAUUUUCCGAACAAAGGGACUGGAAUUCACGAGAUCGAAGACGCAGCACCCACUGCUAUCUCGCCUCCGAGUUUUGACCGAGCUCGACCUUCUGAAUCGGUCUCCGCUCAGUUACUCACUUCACAAGAUGAAGCCGGACCUACCGAAAGAAUCUCAGAUGCAGCUCUUGAAAAUGCUGUUCUGCAAUUUGUUCCCUGCAUCCGUUCUGGUAGUUUUGCUGAUAUUGGGCCACGAAGAUACAUGGAAGAUGAACAUAUAAGGAUAGAUGAUUUGUCGUCUCACCUUGGAUCACUACACACCUUUCCUAAACCGAGUGCUUUCUACGGGGUUUUUGACGGUCAUGGAGGACCUGAAGCUGCAGCUUAUGUAAGAAAAAAUGUAAUAAAAUUCUUCUUUGAGGAUGGUAGUUUCCCACAGACAUCUGAAGUAGAUAAUGUGUUUCUGGAAGAGGUUGAGAAUUCCCUAAGGAAAGCAUUUCUUUCAGCUGACUCGGCAUUGGCUGAUGAUUGCAGUGUGAACACGUCAUCAGGCACCACGGCUCUCACUGCUUUGGUGCUUGGAAGGCUUCUGAUGGUGGCCAAUGCUGGUGAUUGCCGGGCAGUUCUCUGUCGUAAAGGAGAGGCCAUUGACAUGUCUCAAGAUCACAGGCCUAUAUAUGCAUCAGAGCGGAGGCGAGUUGAAGAAUUGGGCGGUUACAUAGAAGAUGGUUACCUUAAUGGGGUUCUGUCCGUUACUCGAGCCCUAGGUGACUGGGACAUGAAGUUACCAAAGGGUUCUUCCUCCCCUUUGAUUGCAGAGCCUGAGUUCCGACAAAUGGUCCUAACAGAGGACGACGAAUUCCUCAUCAUAGGGUGUGAUGGCAUCUGGGAUGUGAUGUCAAGUCAGCAUGCAGUUAGCCUUGUUCGCAAAGGUCUGAGGCGACACGAUGACCCUGAUAAAUGCGCAAGGGACCUCGUCAUGGAGGCAUUGCGCUUGAACACAUUUGACAACCUCACUGUUAUCAUUGUUUGCUUCUCUUCCCUUGACAACAAUGAGUCCUCUACACCUCCGUCUCCACCUUGCCAGCGGAAAAUUAGAUGUUGCAGCCUCUCUGCAGAGGCUCUUUGUAGCUUGAGGAGUUUAUUGGAAGGGAGUGCCAGCAACUAAGCGUGUAUGUACAUUAACAUCAAAUAAAAUGUGAUUGUGGAGAUAUUGUAUGCUGUUUUUGGCUGCUUCAGUUAUAUUACCCAUUGGAAAAAGUAGCCAUAAUUUUUUCCUACGUGGUCGGUUGAUGUACAUAGACCGGGGUCAGGGAUCCGUGGUUGGUGGUUGCAGCAGCGGUGAUGGCGGUG